CAUAGUGGAGCGUCGAGUCAAGAGUCAAGCGGCGAGUCAAGCAGCGCUUCAUUAAAUCCACCGUAUAGUUAGGUUGACCAGCACAUAGUGACGCGCCUAGCAGCACUUCAUGCAUAGACAUGAAUCUUGUCUCGCCGCUCGGGAAUUCACCAACGAUUUCUUUUGAAGCGCUGCUUCAGUUGACUCCUGGAUUUCACAGUUGACAGCGCGUGUUCAUUAACCUAAAAAAUGGACGUAGAAUCUUUUGUUUUGUCAGUACGAUCUCGUGAGUCCAUUUGGAACCAGCAACUGGCUAAUCACCAUAAUAGGUAUGUCCUCGACAAGCUGUGGAAGGAGGUGGGACAGGAAAAUAACUGUUCAGGUACGUAUCAAAAUAAUUGUUUUAUUAAGCAUAACCUACGGUUACAAUUAUCAGUGAAAGAUGCACAACAGAAGUGGAAGUCCCUGAGAGACUACUACAGAAAAGAAAUUCGAAAAAUGCAAGAGGAGCGAUCGGGAUCCAGUGCUGACACCAUUUACAAGUCGAAUUGGCCCUAUUUUAUGUUAUUGGAUUUUUUGAGAUCUCAGUUCAAGACGAGACCUACUUCAGGUAACUUAAAAGAGAAAAUCAAACCUAACAAGUGCUUGGACUCAGCAGCUACGGAAGGCGUUCCUAUGGCAAGCGACGAAAACUUUGAUUUUGAAAAUAGUCAAAUUGAGGAGUCCUAUGCAUCUAAUCAGCCUCCAAACGAUACAGAGGCUACUGAGAUGAGAACUGAUAGAGACAUGAAUGAUGACUUAGUACAUCCCAACACCUUCAAGAAAAGUGCUAUAAAAAAGGACAGUUUAACUAAGUUAGUCCAAAUUGAAGAAAAAAAAUUGGCUAUACUAGAAGAAAAACGUGGAAGUAGGCAUACAAUCAUCGAAAAACCUGAUGAAGAUUUGCAAUUUUUUGAAAGCCUUCUCCCCCACAUAAAACAUAUCAAUGGUGUGGAUAAAUUACGUUUUAGAAAUGAAGUUCAAAACUUAGUAAUAAAAUACGCGUAUCCAACUAACACAAAUCAGCAUUCUGUAUCAUCUGAGAGCACCAAUCUACAUUCUCGAUCAUCUACAAGCCGAUCUGUGUAUCACUCUGAAACAUCUACGCCCUUACCACAGCAAGAUGAGGGUAGUAAUUCUAUCUUGGAUUUGGAUUCUUGGAAUUCUGCUAAUAGUUAUUCUCCAUAUAAUUUUUUUUCAGUGGCUGAAUUGAAAAAGAGGUGGAAGGGACUUCGAGAUUCAUUCAGAAGAGAAUACAAAAAAUUGCUGAAAUCAGGUCAAGAGGCACCUGAUGAAUUUGAAUCCUCGUGGCCAUUUUUUGAUCAAAUGCUUUUCUUGCGUGACGUUAUGGAACCUAGGCAGCUCAAGGGGAACAUUCCUCCUCCGGUAAAAGAUACUGAAACUGAAACUCUAAGUAUAGAUGCUAUUGAAGAAGACCUAGAAUUAGAGAGCGAAAAAGACGACUCAUUGAUUGAAAACUCCAACAGCAACUCUGCAGUUCAUCUCAGCGAACCACAACUAGCGCCAACUGCACUUCAAAAAAUGGGACCACCCCUAACAACUCCGACUAAGGGAAAACUCAAAAGAUUGGAUUUCGACAGAAAUAACAGUGACCGAGGAUCUCCAGGAAAGAGCAGCUCAAAUAAAAAGAAGAGGUCAGUAGAUGUCAGUGAUGCGCAUUUCCUAGAAAUUGAGAAAGCUAAGCUCAAAUUGUUUGAAACAUCUGCUUCAUUGAAAAAUGACAGUGAACAUCAGUUUCUUAUAAGCCUGCUACCUUAUUUGAAAAAUAUUCCAGCAAGCCGGCAACUCCAAGUAAGGAAUAAACUUCAGCAGGUUUUGAUCGACGAACAAGAACGCAACAGUUUUGUCGCAAUCAAUUACAAGGAUCCCUUGCCUUCAACUGUGAAUCAAUCACCUGGACAUUCAUCUUGGAGUAAUAGUGCGUACACAGGAUACAGUUCCGAUGCUACAUCCGAAUCGUCGUGGGAUGUUCCACCAGUAAACUCUCCAUUGCAACAUUUUGUAACAAAUUUUAAGUAAAUUUCUCAAAGUUCAAAUGUUGCCAACCAAUGUAGCUCAAGUUACAAUUCACAAAUUAUUUUUUUUAAUUAUUGAUUUGUUUUAUAUACAAACCACAAAAAGGAAGUAAUUACUUAUUUAAUACAAAUUAAACUGUAACGAAGUCUUAAGUAAUAAAAUAUUAUAAUGUGUUAAAAUAGUUUAAAUAUUCCACUCACCUUAAAGUCACACUUAGACGUUCACUAGGUGAAAUCGUCUCCCUAAAAUUUGAUUCCUUUGAAACACUAUGCUCUAUACUAUUCAAAAUGUAAUUAAAAGUGUCUCUUCUCAUCCUAUAAUAGUCAGAAAAUUUUGCGGGUUCUCUUUCCAAAUCGUUAUGUAAAUGAUUAUACUCGAUAAAUUGGACUCAUCCAACAAUACCUUUUCUUACUAGCUGCCAUCCGACGCCUCAAGAGGUAAGUACUGUCGAACAAGUAUAACUCCUCUACAUCCAUUACUAAUAAGGUUACAAAACUAGAUAACUAACAUAACAUAACAAACACACGUCUGUCUGUAAACGCCAACUCACGUACACUGACAGCGCAUAUUCGCUUCCAGUGGACGAGGCCUACGCUCGUCGCUGCUCAGCUUGUAGUUGCUCCUUGCCUCUCGUGUACGCGCGAGCGUGAAGAC
Homalodisca vitripennis (glassy-winged sharpshooter) is the source of this 2709-nucleotide messenger RNA. RefSeq lists its product as uncharacterized. Gene Ontology annotation, molecular function: DNA binding. The transcript has 3 exons. Gene Ontology annotation, cellular component: transcription regulator complex; nucleus. The record is from RefSeq and is a predicted model, not a curated record. NCBI's taxonomy places the organism in Eukaryota, Metazoa, Arthropoda, Insecta, Hemiptera, Cicadellidae. Gene Ontology annotation, biological process: regulation of transcription by RNA polymerase II. Bases 229 to 2058 code for a protein of 609 amino acids.